Anguilla rostrata (American eel) is the source of this 2808-nucleotide messenger RNA. RefSeq names its product heterogeneous nuclear ribonucleoprotein L-like. The record is from RefSeq and is a predicted model, not a curated record. Gene Ontology annotation, molecular function: mRNA binding. Lineage: Eukaryota; Metazoa; Chordata; Actinopteri; Anguilliformes; Anguillidae. Gene Ontology annotation, biological process: regulation of RNA splicing; mRNA processing. Bases 202 to 1851 code for a protein of 549 amino acids. Gene Ontology annotation, cellular component: nucleus. The transcript is spliced from 13 exons.
ACAGACAGUAUAGAUACGCGGAGGGCACUCUAGUGAGUGGCAGUCGGUCUAGGUGGAUGCUCCCGGCUGUUGCAGAAUUGUGUUGAGACGACAGCGCACUAGAUACGAACAACUUCGCAUGUCCUGUCUAUCCAUUUGAACAUAUAACCAGGACUGAUCGUCAUUGUAAUUUAAUUGAAAUUAACCAUCGCACAAAGAAGCAUGUCUCUUAUUGAGGAAUACGAGGAAGGAGAAUACGAGAGAGCACCCAAGCGACUUAAGACGGUAGAGGUGGAGGAGGGCGAGGACUUGGAGGAGGGCGAGGAUUCAGAUUCGGCAUCUGCAGGGCUGCUAGGAGACGAGGAAGAUGUUGCUCAGGCAGGUGCAGAGAAACGGACCCACUGGUCCGCCCCAAAAUAUGGAUCUGGAAGGAAGGACAAUGGAGACGACGCUCACCGGAUCGCUCCCUCCCCUGUGGUGCACGUUCGCGGGCUCUGCGAGUCGGUGGUGGAGGCCGACCUGGUGGAAGCUCUGGAGAAGUUCGGCACCAUCUGCUACGUGAUGAUGAUGCCCUUCAAGCGGCAGGCGCUGGUGGAGUUUGAGGGGGUGGAGAGCGCGGACAAGUGCGUGGCGUGCGGGGCCAGCGAGGCCGUCUACAUCGCCGGGCAGCAGGCCUUCUUCAACUACUCCACCAGCAAGAGGAUCACGCGCCCCACCAACUCCGACGACCCCAACAGCGGGAACAAAGUGCUGCUGCUGUCCAUACAGAACCCGCUCUACCCCAUCACUACGGAUGUUUUGUACACGGUGUGCAACCCCAUCGGUAACGUGCUGCGCAUCGUCAUAUUCAAGCGGAACGGGAUCCAGGCCAUGGUGGAAUUCGAAACGGUACAAAAUGCGCAGAAGGCGAAGGCGGCGCUGAACGGGGCGGACAUCUACGCCGGCUGCUGCACCCUGAAGAUAGAGUACGCCCGGCCGACGCGCCUGAACGUCAUCCGGAAUGACAACGACAGCUGGGACUACACCAAGCCGUACCUCGUCAGACGAGAGCGGGGGAAAGGGAGGCAGCGGCAGGCCAUCCUGGGAGCGCACCCUUCCUCUUUCAGCGACAACGGCUACGGGCCACACUGCCCCCUGCUGCCACUUCCCAGCAAUAACAGGUAUAAGAGGACGUCCCACGACAUCCCUGACGUGGUGGCCUACCCCCUGCCCCAAACCUCCUCUUACAUGGGACACGCCUCCAGCUCCGUCGCCAUGGUGAGCGGCCUCCAUCCCGCCAAGAUGAACUGCACCCGCAUCUUCAACCUCUUCUGUCUCUACGGCAACAUCGAGAAGGUGAAGUUCAUGAAGAGCGUGCCGGGCACCGCCCUGGUGGAGAUGGGAGAUGAGUACGCUGUGGACAGAGCCAUUACGCACCUGAACAGCAUCAAGGUGUUCACCAAGAGGCUUAACGUCUGCGUAUCCAAGCAACACGCCGUCAUCCCCAGUCAGGUGUUCGAGCUGGAGGACGGCACCAGCAGCUACAAGGACUUCGCCAUGACCCGAAACAACCGCUUCACCAGCGCGGGGCAGGCCUCCAAAAACAUCAUCCAGCCGCCGUCCUGCGUGCUGCACUUCUACAACGUCCCGCCCUGCGUCACCGAGGAGGAGCUGCAGAGGUUAUGUACAGAGCACGAUGUACCCGGUUUCAUCAAGUUCAAAGUGUUUGACGCAAAACCCUGCUCAAAAACCAUCUCCGGGCUGCUGGAGUUCGACAGCAAGACGCACGCCGUGGAGGUCCUGACCGUGCUGAACCAUUUCCAGAUCAGAAUACCAAAUGGUUCCAACCCCUACACCCUGAAGCUGUGCUUCUCCACCUCCUCACACCUCUGAUACUGGGGCUGCAGCGCCCCCUGCAGGCUUUGGGUGAAGAUGGUGGAGCCCCCAGAGAGAACAGGGAACUGCCCCGAGAGGAAGGGCAGAUGGACAGAAGGAAAGAGGGAAGGAUGGAGAGAGAGGCCUUCAUCCUCAAAUGGAGGAGAGAACAUACGCACAUAAGUCUAAAACACUGAAGCGUUGUUUUUUUUUUUGUUUUUUUUUUUAAAUACUGUUUUUUUUUCAUUCGUUCAGUCAAAAUCUAGGAGGGGCCAAAAAAAACAAAACUGGUGACUGAUGGAAAAAUCCCACCCCCCCUUCCCUACCCAACCUGAAUCCCCAUUAUUAAUUCCCAGUGGCCCUUGAGACUGGUGACUGAGAUGACAACUCAGACCGAAUGGAACUUGGCUUUGUUGUGACUUUAGACUGCGGUCUCCUGGGGUAGCCCACUUGGGGGUGAGCGGUAGGGGGGGCGAGGGGGGGGGGCAGGUCUCCCAGACGGUCACCGAUGAUGACUGACCAUUGAACUGACCUCUUGCCAGCCAUGUAAAAAAAAAAGCUAAAGUAAUAACAAAAUAACAAUCAGUGGACGUGAAGCCUAACUCAUUCAGUACUUCUUAAGAACAAACAUGUUUAUAGACUGUAAAAUUUAGAUCACACUGUAAUAUAUAAAUGUGUAUAGUAUUUGAAUCGGGGUUGGGUCAGGGUGUAAUUUAAGACCUGGUGUCUAAGCUAACUGAAGAUUGAGGCCUUGUGCGGUUGGGAAUGGGAGGGGGUGUUGGGUGGGGGUGUGGGGGGGUUUGGGGUUGCGUUUUAGCCACUGUGUUUGUAGCUACGAUGUUCACGCGGAGAAGUCCACGGUCUGUGCAGUCGGUGUUUCCUGUUUCAGUGUUCGUUUCCUUGGCGCGUCGCCGCACCUUGAACUCUCUCACUACGCGCAUGAAAGCCAUUAAAACAUUCGCCAGUCAGCGCUUC